AUGGAAAUUAAAUUUGUUAGUAAAGAAAUAGAUAAUAGCUUUAGAUGUAAAAAAUCUUAUAAUAAUACAGAGGCUCCAUGUGAUCUCUGUAAAGCCCCUGUUCUAAAUUCUGAUAAAAAAUCCCAUGAAGAAAAUUAUUGCCCAAAAAAAAAAAUAAGUUGCCAAUAUUGUAAUAAAUCAUUGAAAAGAGAAAAAAAAGAAAAACAUUUGGCCUCUAAAUGCCCCAAAGUAAAAGAAAAAUGUAUUUUUAAUGGCUGUAAUGUAGAAAAAACAAGGGAAGAAAUGAAAUUACACAAGGAAAGUUUUUCGGAACAUAUCAGUCUCAUUAAUGAAAUGUCUAAUUCACUGGAAGAAACAAAAAAAAAACAGGAAAGUCAUUCGGAGCAAAUCAACUCAUUAUAUAGAAAAUCUGAUUUUCUGGAAAAAAUGUUGAAAAAUAACCAGUUUGAAAUGGAAAAAUUUAUAAACAGAUUUAGUCCACUGGAAGAAAAACCUGUUUGUAAUUUGACAAUUUUGAACAGUUUUAACAAAUCAUAA
Messenger RNA from Dictyostelium purpureum, 537 nucleotides. RefSeq lists its product as uncharacterized. Gene Ontology annotation, molecular function: zinc ion binding. The transcript has 2 exons. Bases 1 to 537 code for a protein of 178 amino acids. The record is from RefSeq and is a predicted model, not a curated record. Lineage: Eukaryota; Evosea; Eumycetozoa; Dictyosteliales; Dictyosteliaceae.